CCAAAUAUAGUAAUAACCCCCAAACCAUUACAAACUGCUUCUAAUGUUGAAUAUAAAAGACCUCCUUCUCCUUAUAUCUCUACCUCUUUUAAAGAAAAAGAACCAAAAAGAAAAAUCCAUCCAAACCACCAAGAAUGGAAAAUUUUGCUCCGCCGAAGUAGUUUACACAAAAAACCUACUCAGCAGAAUAAUUACUUAUCGGCUCCAAAUCUUAGCAAAAAAAGCUCAGAAUUAGUUAGUCAAAUUUCGCCACAAUCUCAGCAGGAGAAAAUUUCCCUAGCUAAUGCCAAUAAAAAAACUAAUCAACAACUAACAUUAAUCCCUAACCAAAAGGAGAAAGCAACCGAAACUGAACUUAUUUUAUUAGCCAAAAUUAAAAACCUAGAAAAACAAUUAGCCCAAAUUAAGACAGAAAAUGCUAAUUUAAAGUCUGAAAAUCAGCACUUAAAAUCCUUAAUUCAGAAAGAAGCAGAAAUAACCCAAGCCCAAAUUAUUCAGUUGCCAUCCACGAAACUAAAUAAAUAG
This is a messenger RNA of Ambispora gerdemannii, 525 nucleotides long. Lineage: Eukaryota; Fungi; Glomeromycota; Glomeromycetes; Archaeosporales; Ambisporaceae. The record is from the annotation of a GenBank genome assembly.